Messenger RNA from Candidula unifasciata, 2253 nucleotides. Lineage: Eukaryota; Metazoa; Mollusca; Gastropoda; Stylommatophora; Geomitridae. The record is from the annotation of a GenBank genome assembly.
ACCUACACCGGAUCCAUCCUAGUUGCAGUGAACCCCUAUGAAAUCCUCCCCAUCUACACAUCGGAGCAGAUCCAGCAGUACCGGGAUAAGAAGAUCGGAGAGCUGCCUCCUCACAUCUUUGCCAUCGCUGACAACUCCUACAGCAGCAUGAAGAGAUACCAGCAUGACCAGUGUGUUAUUAUCAGUGGCGAGUCUGGAGCGGGGAAGACAGAAAGUACCAAACUGAUCCUCCAAUUUCUGGCGGCAGUCUCGGGACAACAUUCAUGGAUAGAGCAGCAGAUCUUGGAGGCCAAUCCUAUCAUGGAAGCCUUCGGCAACGCCAAAACUAUCCGCAAUGACAACUCCAGCCGAUUCGGCAAAUACAUUGACAUCCACUUCAAUGAGAAAGGUGUCAUAGAGGGAGCCAGGAUCGAGCAGUACCUGCUGGAGAAAUCUCGUAUUGUCAGCCAGAUGCAUGAUGAGAGGAACUACCAUAUCUUCUACUGCAUGCUGUCUGGCUUGUCAGCAGAAGACAAAGCCAAACUGGAACUACAGGAUGCCCAUCAUUACCAGUACCUGAUACAGGGAGGCAGUAUUGUCUGUGAAGGCCGGGAUGACAAGAAGGAUUUUGCUGACAUCCGUUCUGCCAUGAAGGUUCUCAUGUUCGAAGACUCUGAUCUGUGGGAGAUUCUCAAAAUCCUCUCAGCACUGCUUCACCUCGGCAAUGUUAAAUACAAUGAAAUUGAAUUGGAUAACCUUGCUGCAACAGAGAUCCAGGAUAUUUCAUACAUCAACAAAGUGGCCAGGCAACUUGAGGUGAACGCUCAGAACCUGGUCGAUGCCCUGACAACGAGAACCAUUGUGACCAAAGGAGAGAGUGUAACAUUCACAAUGAACAAAGAACAGUCUCUAGAUGUGCGUGAUGCUUUUGUGAAGGGGAUUUAUGGUCGGAUGUUCAUCUGGAUUGUUGACAAGAUAAAUGAAGCUAUCUACAAACCAAAAGGGAGCCAGUUUCGUAAAUCUAUUGGCGUGCUUGACAUCUUUGGAUUUGAAAACUUUGACAAAAAUAGUUUUGAGCAGUUGUGCAUCAACUAUGCUAAUGAGAACCUGCAGCAGUUCUUUGUGAGGCACAUCUUCAAGCUGGAACAGCACAUAGAGUUCCUGGACAACCAGGAAGCCUUGGAUCUGAUCGCUGCCAAGCCCAUGAACAUGCUGGCUCUGAUUGAUGAAGAGAGCAAGUUUCCAAAGGGCACAGAUGAGAGUAUGUUGAACAAACUGCACCAGUACCAUGCCAGUCACCCAAACUACUUAAAACCAAAAGCUGCUGUCAAUCAGACAUUUGGACUCAGCCAUUUUGCAGGAGUGGUCUUCUAUGAUUGUAGAGGUUUCCUGGAGAAGAACCGAGACACUUUCAGUUCAGACUUAGUCUCCUUGAUCCAAGAAUCUAAGAGCAGGUUCAUUAGUCUGUUAUUCUCCUCUGAUAUCUCCAUGGGUACGGACACAAGAAAGAAGUCACCCACACUGGCCUCACAGUUCAAGAGGUCGCUAGAGCAACUGAUGUCUACUCUGAGCUCCUGCCAGCCAUUCUUUGUCAGAUGUAUCAAACCAAAUGAGUUUAAGAAGCCAAAGAUUUUUGACAGAGAGCUGUGCUGUAAACAGUUGAGGUACUCUGGCAUGAUGGAAACUAUCAGAAUUCGACGUGCUGGGUAUCCCAUCAGGCACAGCUUUGCAGAGUUUGUUGACCGCUACAGAAUACUUGUCGAUGGAAUCGGACCUUCCCACAAAGAGGACUGCAGAGCUGCAUCCAAUAAGAUUUGCUCAGCAGUUCUUAAAAAUGCAGAUUACCAACUUGGAAAAACGAAAGUCUUCCUCAAAGAUGCCCAAGAUGUUUAUUUGGAACAGCAAAGGGAAAUUACUCUCACCAGGAAAAUUCUGAUUAUUCAAAAGAUGGUGCGAUCUUGGCACUAUCGACGCAGAUACUUGAAGAUGAGAAAAUGCAUUGUAGUUGUUCAGUCUACUAUGAGAGCCUUCCAGGAGAGAAAGCGUUUUCUAGUGAUAAGACAAGGUUAUAUGAGACUGCAGGCCUUGGUCCGAUCCAGAAUGCUGACAGCAAGGUUCAAUGUCAUCCGAGCCUGGGCUCUUAACUUACAGAAAUACUGUCGAGGAUAUUUGGUCAGGCAGUGGGUACAGAAGAGGAUUGUGGCCAUUGUCCAGAUCCAGGCUUCGGUGAGAACCAUCAUUGCUCAGAAGCAGCUGAGAAGACUAAGGAUUGAG